Messenger RNA from Lates calcarifer (barramundi perch), 2764 nucleotides. Its product is annotated as leucine-rich repeat-containing protein 74A. The coding region runs from base 385 to 1800 and encodes 471 amino acids. Lineage: Eukaryota; Metazoa; Chordata; Actinopteri; Centropomidae. The transcript has 15 exons. Gene Ontology annotation, molecular function: protein binding. The record is from RefSeq and is a predicted model, not a curated record.
CCACCUACUGGACUUUUUAGCGAACUACAUGAUUUGCAGCACAUCCGAUUAGUCUUACUCAAGAUUAUGCUGUAACCCACUGAUUGAUUCGUGGUCAGCUCAUGUAAAACAAACAUUUUUAUCUUUUUAUUUUCACGUCUUUGUUUAAAUCGUUGUUUUUCUCGACGCCCGUCAAAACGUAUUUUUCUUGUAAUUUUUCGCUGCCUAGCAACGACCUGGUUCUCAGCUUAACGAUUAUUUUAAAACAGAGGUGACAAAACUCGCUCAGGUUUCCUCCUGAGAGACGUUGGGCUGCUCUAACGGUCGCCACGUUCAUGAAAUCGUCCCAAAAUCACCCAGUGGAGUUUGUGCAGGAGUACUGAAGGAGACCUCUGGUUCUUGGUGAUGGAUCAUUUCGAGGAGGACAGUGGACUUCUCCAGCUCACAGAGGAACAAGAAGCUGAAGAGCAGCAUCAGUCUGAUCAGUCAGUCCUGCCCACAGGAAGCCAGGAUGAGACACAGGACCACGAGAGUCCCACCCAGGGCCAAGAGCAGAACAGUACUGAAGAGUGGGACACUGACCUGGAAACAGGCGAUGCCCCAAAGAAGAGACAGAAUUUGCCCCAUUCAGAGCUGUACCUGCAGGCCUGCCAGCGGACAGGAACCGUUCCUGUUUCCUCCUUCUUCCAUCUCGUGGAUGAACCCAAUGUCAAUCUAAACCAUUAUGGUGUGGGACCUAUGGGGGCCAAAGCUUUGUCCAUAGCUCUGCAGUUCAACACUGACAUCACCAACCUUGAACUGGAGGACAACGCAUUACAGGCACAGGGGACACGCUAUCUGAUGGAGAUGCUUCAAACAAACAUCAGCAUUCAGAGUCUAAAUCUCUCCAACAACCAGCUGCACCUUGAAGGAGCAGACAUAAUCUCCAAAAUGCUGUUAGACAAUUAUUACAUCAAAUCCAUCAAACUCUCAGGAAAUGAAUUUGAUGAUUCUGCUGCUAAAUACUUUGCUGAUACUUUAAAGGGUGACUAUGUGGUCAAAGAACUGGACCUCAGUCACAACAAGUUCUGUGAAGCAGGAGGAGAACACCUUGGCCACAUGUUAGCCACCAAUGUAGGUAUUGAAGUCCUAAAUCUGAGCUGGAAUCACAUUCGUAUGCGUGGUGCAGUGGCUUUGAGUGCUGGACUGAAGGUGAACUCAACUCUGAAGCAGCUCCAGCUGUCGUGGAACGGUUUUGGCCUCAUCGAGGCAGAGCCGCUGGGUCAAGCACUGAAACAGAACAGCACACUGGAGUUUCUGGACCUCAGCAAUAACCGCAUAGAUGAUCAGGCUGUGACCCUGCUCUGCCAGGGUCUGGCCACCAAUGACACACUCAGGGUCCUCAAGCUGUCCUGUAACCCCAUGACUAAUGUUGGAGCUCUGACGCUGCUCAAAACAAUUACAAACAACACAAAAUCAGGACUGGAGGAGAUCGAUAUUUCUACAGUGUUUGUGUGUGAGGCCUUUGUGGAGCUGCUGGAAGAAGCCCAUCAGAGGCGUCCUGCUAUGGAUGUCCAGUACAGCGUCAUGAGCUCAGUCACCAGGAACCUAUCUGCCCUCCACAUCUUUCAGAAGUUCCUUGACAACCGAAAUGAGAGCGUCAUGGAUUUCUUCAAGGCUUUAGAUAAAGAGGGAACCAUGAUGGUUUCCACUUCUGCUUUCAGGAACGCUAUAAAGGCAGCUGACAUACCUCUGGAUCAGCGACAGCUUGACUGGUUGGUCAGGAAGUUUGACAAAAACUGCACAGCCACCAUAAUCUACAGUCAGUUUGCUGAGUCAUAGAUCCAGACGCACAGCACGUCUUAGAUGAAGAUAGGAUAAAAGAUGAGACAUCUUCAAAUAAAAGUUCAAGUCUGUUAUUCUGAUGUUGUCCUUCACUUGCUAGCAGAAUUACUUUUCAUUACCAGCAGGUCCUCUACUUUUGUCCCACCACUGUCACAAAAGCACAAUUUUAAAUUUUGCAAAAACUCAGUGGUAUUGUGUACCACUGACAGGUGUACCCUAACAGCAGCAUCCUGUGACGUCAGUGAUGCCCCCUCCCCUCCUUCCACGGUGGUUCUUAGCUUGAACCAAUUCUGUCCAGUGUGAAUACUUGAACCUCUGACACCAACCAGCUGCACCCACCUCAGCACUGCCAGCUGUGUCUGCGGCUGGGCCACGAGGUCCGCUGCCUCAUUCUCUCCAUCCAAAAAUAAUCUUCUGGUAUGACAACAGAACAAGAGGAGGAAGAAAAAGAGAGCUGGCGUCCAUAUCAAAGGGCCGAGAGGAGAGAAAGAAUAGGGCCAGAUGCAAGCUAGUUGUUUCGCCACAUCGGUUAGCUUUGAAUGAAACAGCCUGUAAAGGAAAACAGCACACUUAUGAAUAUGCAUGUGCAGCAUUACUUAUGCAGGCCCCACAGAGUACGAUUAUUAAGGGUGUUCUGAUGAAUUGUCUCAAGGUGUAAUGUCCAACAGUGCAUUCUGUUUCUGUUAGGUGGCUCCAGUAGUAAACACAGAGGAGACAAUGACAUGACGCACUAUCUCACCUGCAUAUACGCUUUGUAUCUUGAGUAUGUGGCUUAACAUGCCCCCAGAGUGACAGCAUCUUAAACAGAGCUGAGCUGUAAUGUUGUAAAUGUUAUUGUCUGUGUUGUCCUCAUCAUUGGGGUCAUCAUUCAAAACUGGUGUUCAAGGGAUGACCUGCCACACAGGAUAUUUAGCAGUCUGCCUCCUCCUGCUCCAUCAAUCCUCAAGUCGAUCAGUUUCAA